Messenger RNA from Argiope bruennichi, 429 nucleotides. RefSeq lists its product as uncharacterized. The record is from RefSeq and is a predicted model, not a curated record. Bases 1 to 429 code for a protein of 142 amino acids. NCBI's taxonomy places the organism in Eukaryota, Metazoa, Arthropoda, Arachnida, Araneae, Araneidae. Gene Ontology annotation, molecular function: nucleic acid binding. The transcript has a single exon.
AUGCGAAAAGUUCAAUUACUUGAACUGAUUGCUGCAAAUGCAAGUGGCGAAAAAAAAUAUUUCAUUGACGAAAUUCUAAAAGGACAAAGUCAUGAUGUUUUGAGACUUCCCCCAUACCACUGUGACUUAAACCGAAUAGAAUUAAUUUGGGCGGAUGUUAAACGUUACGUGCGAGAGAGAAAUGCGACUGCCGACAUGAGUUUUCAACGUCUUGAAAGUCUUGCUUCGGAAGCCAUGAUAAAUAUUGGAAAUCUGAGAUGGGAAAAACAUUGCAAACAUAUAGAACACAUUGAAAAAAAGUAUUGGGAAACUGACGGCAUUGUCGAAGAAGUCGUGGAAAACAUUUCUUUCAACAUCAAUUCGGAUUCUGAUAGCGAGAGCAAUUUUAGUGAUGAUGACACUGAUGAUAGCUAUGACGAUGGACAUUAA